This is a messenger RNA of Erpetoichthys calabaricus (reedfish), 1536 nucleotides long. RefSeq names its product nuclear apoptosis inducing factor 1 (gene naif1). The record is from RefSeq and is a predicted model, not a curated record. NCBI's taxonomy places the organism in Eukaryota, Metazoa, Chordata, Cladistia, Polypteriformes, Polypteridae. Bases 170 to 1084 code for a protein of 304 amino acids. The transcript is spliced from 2 exons. Gene Ontology annotation, cellular component: nucleus.
CUUGCGCACGGCUGCGUGGCUUUACCCGAAGAAGAAGUCAAUUCUGGAAGCCAUUACGCUGCGUAUUUUUAUAGAGUAAAAUCUUAACUAUUUUUACGCAUAAUACGUACGCCUAAAAUAAAUAAAUAAAUAAAUAUAAUCGCAAGACUUUUCAAAUAACAAAACAAGCAUGGCAUCGCAAGCCAAGAAAAGAAAAAUGAAUUUUUCCGAAAGGGAGGUGGAGAUUAUUGUAGAGGAAAUGGAGAAACAGAAGCAUAUACUGGUUAACCACUUCAACGCCGGAGUCGCACACAUUGCGAAAAACAACGCCUGGCUCGAGAUCCUCAAAAGGGUUAACGCCGUCACCACCUGCCAGCGGGAGUUAGCUGAGGUCAAAAAGAAGUGGUCCGAUUUAAAGACCGAAGUCCGGCGGAAGGUGGCCCAAGCCCGGGCGGCCAUGGACGGUUCGGCUGACUGCAGUUCGGUGCCGGUGAUCCUCACGGCCAUGCAGCAGCGCAUCUGCAACUUACUGGGCGAAGCCACCAUCAUCAGCAUACCCGCCGGGGAAGGAGGCACCGAGAUUACAGUGCCGGUGCCAAUUACGGCCGGCACCACCGUCACGCUCGCCCAAACUGAGACGACGUACCACACGUUGGAGGAGGGAGUCGUCGAGUAUUGCACGAAUGAGACGCCCACGACGGUGGCCGCUGCCGACACGCCAGUCGAGGUGAUCUCCUCCCAAGGCGACUGCUCCAUUAAGCCACAGGAGCUGAAGAGCAGGAUAGCCCUCAAUUCUGCCAAGCUUCUCCAGGAGCAAAAAGUGACCAACCUGCACGUGAGAGAGAUCGCUCAGCAUCUCGAGAACCAGAACGAUCUAUUACAAAUGAUCCGCAGGUCCCAGGAGGCGCAGGCCUGCGCACAGGAACGGCAGGCGCAGGCGCUGGAGGGAAUGCAGGCCGCCCUGAUCGCCCUCAUACAGAUGAUGCGUCCGGCGCUGAAGGACGUGCGCAAGUUCCUCCAGAACAACCCCAACAGCUCCACCUCGGCCAGCAGCAUGGAACAUGAGCUGGCUUUGAAAAACGAUCAUUCGAGCAGCUCUCAGUAGUCAAAGAGGAAGGAGCCGGCCGGGCUUAGAUGGCCGUCCUGCAUUUAAAAGACUCCAGGAGUGAAUGGAGGAAGUCAGCAGUAUGGGCUUGUUCUGCUGAUCGAGCGAGAAGAGCUUUCUUUUUUGUUUCUUCACUAUGCCUUCAUGUACAGCCCAUUUGAAAAAUGGAAGCUAAGCCAGCUUUUUGGACAAAGAAAUGAGAAAACUCAAAAGUGUAAUUUGCACUUAGAUUGCGAUGCAAUUUACUGUCGGACAGCUGAUGACCGCACUGCCCUGGCAGGAGAGCAAACCAGGAACACAACUGCAGCCACCCUGUCAGGUUCUGUUCUUUUUUUAUGUUAAGUUUGGAUGUUCAAGGAAGUAAAAUCCUUGUGUUUUUUUGUUUUUUUAUCACUUUUAAAUCAGACUUUUCUUAGCGGGCCAGCUGUCCACUUUCAAUAAACUGCAUAAAU